AUUUAACUCGUUACAUGAGUCAAGCUCGAGUUGUCUAUCAACUUACCUCGUUAACUGAACUGAGUACACGAUAGUACUUUGCGGGCGAAAGUUGUCACAAAAUGCCCUAAAAUCAGCUGAAAGUGGCGGGAAAUCAAGAGAGGGAAAAUCGGAAAGAAGAAAAAACUUCGAUUUUUUCCCCUCAGGGUUACGAAUCGCUAGCUGUCGGACAAGAAAAUGGCGGAAAUCGAAACCAUGGGUAUCCUCGACGAGGUUCAGUCCAUCGUCUCCGAUAAACUUCAAGUGGUUUCGUACAAGUGGCUUAGUCGGAACUUUUUGGUUUCUUCCAAUGCUGCAAAGGGGCUGCUGCAGGCGUUUGUGGAUAAGUAUGGAAAUGGAUUGGAAGUGAUUUACUCUUUGUCCGGCUGGUUGAAGAACAAUCCUUCUGCUUACCAUAUAAGGCUCGUGUCCAAGGAUAAACUUUCAGAUGCAAAGCAAGAAUUUGAAGGAAAUUGUUCCAUUCAGGUUUACAGUGUACAAGCGUGUCUCCCUAAGGACCCAGCAACCCUUUGGAAUCACGAAUUUGUCCAAGCCGAAGAUCUCUUUAAGCAAUCACUUGCAGUCGAUAAUUGCUUGCGCGAUAACAGGUUCUGUGGAGUUUCAAAUUCAUUCGUUAAGCGAGCCGUGGGAGGAGCAAAUUCAGGCACAGGGACCCUGCAGGUGAAACCCACCGGAGGCUCUGUUGGGUCCACAAGCUUCGGAAAGCCUUUGCAGCCUCCUGAGAGUGCAAAAACUGUUAAAAACGAGAGUCUUGUGAAGCUAAAUCGAGAACAGGGGGCCCAGCUUCGUGCAGAUAAAGAAAAAGUCCCUCAGGUGACCCGUAACAACAAAAGUGGUCAAACUGAUAAAAAAACUUCUGGAAGUGGAGGGGCAUUAGCUGGCAUGUGGGGCCGUGCGUCUGCUAAGCCUGAACCCGAGGCUGCUUUGCUGCAGGCUAACAACUCCAAACAAAACUCUGCUGCCAGUGCAGAAGCUCAAAUUUGUGCUCGCGAAUCAGUAGAAGACGCAAGCAGUGAUGAAGAUGGCCACGAUUUCAACAUGAAGAGAACGUCUAAUGGCGAAAGCAGUAGAAAGAGGAGAGUCGUGUUCGAUUACUCGGACGAGGAAGAUGAAUACCAAGAGGCAGUGAAUCUAGCUUCACCUGAUCCUCCAAAAAAGUCCUCCCCAUGUUUAAAAGAUGGGUUGAAUGCUUUUGGCCCGGAAUGCAAAUUAAGUUUCAAUGACAAGGAACAUAAGCCGUCGAUUAAAGAGGCGAAAGCAGAUGGCGAGAAAACUAAUCAACAUUCAAAAGAAACAAAGAUUGAGGCUCCCACUUCAGAUAAGAACCUCAGCCAUGUUCAUAAAGCAGAAUCUUGUGUGAAAGAUACAGUGGCUAAUGUUGCGCCUAAGAGGAAAAAGGUGUUGAAGACACGUAUCGAUGAUCGGGGAAGAGAAGUUACUGAGGUUGUCUGGGAAGGUGAGGAGCCAGAUAGAAAAUCUGAUGAUAGUUCGGUGAAAGUUGCUGAGAUGAACACGACGAACAAUGCUACUAACAGGCCACCGGUGGUGAAAAAAUCACCUGCAGUAACCACCACAGUAUCAAAUCAAACAGGGAAAGCUGGAAACAAAAAGGGUGCGAAAAAAGAUCCCAAGCAGGGGAAUAUCAUGUCAUUCUUCAAGAAAGUGUGAGGGCAAUUAUUCACCUACAUCUAGCCAUAUCUGGAUUCGUACUCCAAGUCGAUCAGCUUAUGCUGCUGCUCUUAGAACAUCCCAUAUUUCUAGAGGUUACAAGCCAGAAAAAAAUUAAAUAAAUAAAACAAAUCAUGGAUUUGUUUACUCAAAGGGCUAAACUUUUUUUUAUCUUGUUUAGUUGUUUUCCUUGGUGAUAUUAACAUCUUUAUUUUUCUUUUCUUUUGUUUCUUUAACCUUUUGUACCAUCCAUAAUGAGAAGUGUCCCAAAACUCCUCUCAACUGUAUAAGCUGACUUUUUGUAGUCGGCUGUGGAUGUUUCCAUGCUUUCGGUUUUCUGAUCAUCUUCUUAACGUUGC
Striga asiatica is the source of this 2066-nucleotide messenger RNA. The record is from the annotation of a GenBank genome assembly. NCBI's taxonomy places the organism in Eukaryota, Viridiplantae, Streptophyta, Magnoliopsida, Lamiales, Orobanchaceae.